Molecule: messenger RNA, 327 nt
Organism: Diaporthe batatas
Lineage: Eukaryota; Fungi; Ascomycota; Sordariomycetes; Diaporthales; Diaporthaceae
Exons: 2
Coding region: 1-327 (108 amino acids)
Biological process (GO): mRNA splicing, via spliceosome
Cellular component (GO): precatalytic spliceosome; U2 snRNP; catalytic step 2 spliceosome
Source: RefSeq, a predicted model, not a curated record
AUGUCCCGCCACCACCCCGACCUCGUCAUGUGCCGCAAGCAGGCGGGCAUCGCCAUCGGGCGGCUCUGCGACAAGUGCGACGGCAAGUGCCCCGUCUGCGACUCGUACGUGCGGCCCACGACGCUGGUGCGCAUCUGCGACGAGUGCAGCUUCGGCAACUACCAGAACAAGUGCGUCGUCUGCGGCGGCGAGGGCAUCAGCGACGCCUUCUACUGCCACGAGUGCACGCGCCUCGAGAAGGACCGCGACGGCUGCCCCAAGAUCAUCAACCUCGGCAGCUCCAGGACCGACCUGUUCUACCAAAAGAAGACGAAUCGGACGUAUUAG